Somion occarium is the source of this 2046-nucleotide messenger RNA. Lineage: Eukaryota; Fungi; Basidiomycota; Agaricomycetes; Polyporales; Cerrenaceae. The record is from the annotation of a GenBank genome assembly.
CAAUUCUUUGUGAAGUUCGGCGCUUCCUAAGUAGGAAGCUCACAACGAUGUCAUUUGAGGCGCCAACGUCGACGUCCUCAGUUUCUUCUGAAAGCCACAAACUCUAAUAUACAUAUAUACUCACUGGCCAGUGGCCACCAGACCGUUGGCCAUAUAGCCAUAUCUAUAUAAGUUCAAUUAUCUCGCGCCCCGGUUUUCUUCAAGGGGAGAGAAAAGUUCAAGAAUGGCCCAAGUUAUCACGUCUGGUAUUCCUCUGUCCGAGGUAGAGAAGCACCAUACUCUGGCAAGGCGUCUGGAGGGCGAGACACCUUCGUUCAACAAUUUGGUCGAAAAUUCGCCUGGUGAAGUGGCAGAAACAAUACACAGAAUGCACGUGGAGCGCGACAAAAAUCGUUUUCUUUUGGCUGCCUCUCUUUCAUAUUACAUGGAAUCAGCGUCCAUGGGGGAAGCAGACUGGAUAGCGUUCCUCGCGUCGGACUUACCCAACACGCUCAUGGACAUCGCACUGGACGAUGGACUCUAUCACGAAGUGGAGGAAAGCGAGAGAGCACAGAUGUACUUAGACAACAUUCUGUCAGCACUUGCUGUCUGUCUGUUUCAGUUCGACGACAGUACUCAGCAACAGCACGAGGAUUGCGCUAUAUCGCUUGUCCGUAAAGCACCUUCUCUCUUCUCCAAGGUCUGGGAUAAGCGUGGCGUCCUCCUUAGUCUUGAUCCCUGCGGACCAGAGAUAGCCAUGUCUAUCGAAAAUCCUGUGAAUAUUCUAUCUAACUAUAUGGACAUGUACGCAUGUCAACACAAACGGUACCCAUCAAUCGACGACGGAUGCCUGGGUGACCUUCUUGUUCGUUGCUGGAUUCUCUGCGAAGAUGCCGAACUUGGGGAACAAUACUUGGAGUGUCUGUUUUUGAUUUUGGAUCCUUCCGAAGGCCGGCCCAUCGACAUGUAUCAACUACGGUGUUUCAUUUUCCGGACUUUAGGCUCUAGCGAGCAUGCAAUCUACAUUGUGCGAAGGAUGCUUGAUGUCCUACUCAAUGAGGAGGUCAAGAAUGAACAUCUUUGUAAAGUUCUGACUCUUCUCAGCAUUACUCUCGUUCAUUGCCCCCCCAUCCAUGGAGUUCUUAGGAGAGAUAUGUCGGUCCCCACUCUAAUCCAAUGUCUUGCCAAUGUUGCUCGCCUGUUACAAGGAGCCGCAGACGACGAAAUUGCGUCCGCCAUGAAGUUGAUCAAUGAAUCCCAGCUCAUCCCGAUGGAGUCUCAGCUAUACUUGCAAGCUCUGCGAGAUAAUGAUCAGUCAUUUAUCCCCGUCCUGGAUACUAUAUUGGACUUCUACAGCACCCUUGGCCAGACCGAAGCCCGAGCUCAGACGAAUAGCGCGGAACUGAAAGCCCUUCGAUCUCACGUUACCAGAGUACUUGCGCCCACCUUGCAGAAAUUACGCGCCCUUCCGUCUUCACUCAGAAGGACUCGGGCGAUCAACAAGUGGACAAAUCUGGCCAAAGCUCUCGAACUCCGAGAGACCUCGUGGCCGGAGGAUAUCACGAUUGAUGACUCCAGUCACUCUCAUUCUAGGAGGUGCCAUUGGCACGACUGUAUGUGUUCUCACACCGAUCCUGCACACUCCAUUCGUGUCUGCAAGGGCUGCUGGCAGGUGUUUUAUUGUAGCCGGCAGUGUCAACGAAGCGAUUGGACAGAGGGCGGGCAUAGAAUAACAUGCCGUCGUUAUCAUAGUUAGCGCGACGCUCAUGUCAUACCCAUAGGUGUGCCCGCGAUUUACCAACGAAUGUGGGUUGUAUUGUUAUUAGUGUACCGAUUAGAUACAUUAUUUUAGAGUUAUCAUUUCAGUGUACGCGCUAGACGUUGUUAGAGCGUUACAUGGUGCCCAAUUCGAACAAGCUUUGUGAUUAGCGCGAAUUCUUUUGUUCUAGGCCUCAUUCAAUGAUAAUAUGUAAAUGCUGCCGGAAAGCUCAUUACAGUACUGCAAGCACCGUGGUCAUAUAAUUUUGUGUAAUUUGAAGGCAGUCCCGACGAAACUCCAAGAGGUCU